Camelina sativa (false flax) is the source of this 482-nucleotide messenger RNA. The record is from RefSeq and is a predicted model, not a curated record. Lineage: Eukaryota; Viridiplantae; Streptophyta; Magnoliopsida; Brassicales; Brassicaceae.
AGUGUGUUGUCAAGGAUCGGAUCAGGUAGAAUCGACUCGAAAUCAGAAUAGUUAAGAUUGAAAAAAAAAUGGCUGCGAAUAUGAUGAGACCGGCGUUUGCUUACUCUGUUGUGUACGUUAAGGACGUCGCUAAAUCCGUUGAAUUCUACUCCAGAGCCUUUGGUCACAACGUCCGUCGUCUUGAUGAGUCUCACAGGUGGGGGGAGCUAGAGAGUGGGCAAACGACGAUAGCCUUCACACCGCUUCACCAGCAUGAGACCGACGACCUUACUGGGAAGGUUCAGGCUACGCAUUCAGCCCGCGAAAGAGCGCCCAUCGAACUUUGCUUCUGUUACCCCGAUGUUGAUGCCGCUUUCAAGAGAGCAGUGGAGAACGGUGCAGUGGCANAUUUUAGUAACGAACAGAAAAUAAUAAAGGGAUUUAGGAGAAAGAUACUCAACUGUAUAUACGACUUUUCAAUGUUUGCUGGCUACACAAUUUAG